Molecule: messenger RNA, 5098 nt
Organism: Dissoconium aciculare CBS 342.82
Lineage: Eukaryota; Fungi; Ascomycota; Dothideomycetes; Mycosphaerellales; Dissoconiaceae
Exons: 1
Coding region: 325-4695 (1456 amino acids)
Molecular function (GO): microtubule binding
Source: RefSeq, a predicted model, not a curated record
GUUGUACACUUGGGCAGUACACGAUAUGUUCAGUGCCUGAGAUCACAUUCAUUUCACCACUCGCCAUGACUUUCUUUCACUAGUUCAAGGUCCAACCAUCAUUCGCUUGCUGAGAGGCGCAAAGAAAGUGGAGGAAACAGAAUCGCAUGGCCCAUCAGCAGCAAAUCUGACGUUUCAGCUCACGUUUCUCAACCCUUUACACCCCAUCCUAUGCCAUAAGAUCGGACAACCGUCGUACGUGUCUGGCAUGAGCUUCCAUGUAAAUCAUUCGUCCUCACCUUCAUUCCUCCUCCGCAGGCCGGACGGGACGUCACGCAGUGCGACAUGCCUUUUCCGAACCCGUUCACUCAUGCUCCUCGUCUACCAUCGUCUCGAAAGCGCAGCGAUCACUCUCCACCCGCCUCCCGCUCGCCCAGCCGAACACAAGCCCGGGACUUUGACCCUCUAAUCAGAGAUCUCUCACCUUCGGCCACUCUUCGCGCUUUCACGGCAGACCCUUCGGACUUGGCUGCAGUCUCGACCGAUAUACUUGCCACGAGCGUCCAAUCUGCAUCAUACGCUGAGCGCGCCCUGGGUGCUCGAGCGGCUCAGGCAGCUCUCGAUCUACGCACUUGGGUACAAGAGAUUGAGAGGUGGCAAUGGCCUGGAACGUUUGACGCAUUACGGAGGACUUCGACCAAGCACGGACGGUCAUCUCAGGAUAACGGCGACCCCUCUAUUCUAGAAGAUGGAGUUGAAGAAUAUUGGGGCAGUUUACCUGCCGGUUUGGUCCGCGAUUAUGAGACCCGUGCUGAUGAGAUAAGCCGGCAAUUGGACGAGAUAGACGUGGAAGAACUCAAGGAAUAUGUUCUUGUGUCACAUUAUCGAGCUGGCUCAAGACCUCUAUCAUCGGUGAACGAGGCCGAUGACCCGAGCGCAUCUGCUGACCUCAAAGAGCUGGACGAUUACACAGCUGUGGUGACAGCGACCAUCUUGCAGGCGCUGCCGUACCUUUCUCGCCUUGGACGACUAUUGGACACAUGGACCGUUCGCUUGAUCAUCUUGAGAAGCGCGCCGGGUUUCAUCAGGGAUUUAAAGCGCGCUCGCACUUCACUGGAUCAGGGUUGGGCCAAGAUUGCCAUGUCUCCAGGCUCGAUACAGACCACCAACAGUGUGACAUUCGAGCGAUCGACGAUGCUUGAGUUGAGAUAUGUGAUCGAGCAACAAGUCGGCAGUCUCGGAAGGAGGUUGGAUCGAUUCCUCGAUGAUCUGGAGGGUAGGGACGAUAUGGUUCCGGACUCGUGGAUCGACGAUUUCGAACUAUUGGAGUCUGCCUACAGUGCGUGGGUAGUGCAAGCGGAGCGCAAAGUGCAAGAGAUGGAAUGGCGAGAGCAGAAGGCGCAGAGUGGACUGGCAUCGAUUCGCGAGAUCGAAAGCCCAGUGAUCGUAUUCAAACCUGAAGCGGAAGACACGUCAUUGGUGGAGACGCCUGUAUUGAAUGACUCUUCUCUACAAACCACUGCACCCACGAUCUCUGUACACGAGGCAAUGCAGACCCUUGCAGGGCCACUCAACUCAAAUCCACCAGAUCUCGCUUCCGAGAAUGAGAGAGCACGAAAUGCACCGACUGAUCCGAUCACCUCGAUACCAGCGAUGACUUCUCAAGAGAGCAAUGGAAGUGUCCGAACGUAUUCAUCCACUCGCGAAAGCUCUCCCAGCGUCUUGGAGCAAAGCUAUGGGAUUUCUCGACGGUCCUCUGAACGAUCGAGCAGGAACAUAACACCAACUUCGAGCGCUGCAUCUAAGCUAGAUAUUCCUGAUCAGACAGUCAAAAAGCGAGCCGCCUUUCUUAAUGACAUCGAGCGAACAAAUUCUCUGAAGCAAUCAAAGAGCCCCGUUCGGCCAUUUGAACAUGCCAGCAAUGCUUUCACGCGCCUCUUUAAGAAGGAGCGUGCUGCAGAAGUUUUGCGGCCGAUACGCAGACCGCUGAACGUUCGCUCUGUCUCUGACGGUACUGAAGAUGGUGACGGCUCGCCUGGUUCUGCCACUCUGUCUCCUGUGGCCGACGUUGCAAACAAGUUCAACGCAAUGUACCUCGAGAAUCUGAAUGCCACGAUCGGCUCUCAACGCACGCCAAAAGAUGAGAUUUCCAAUCCGCUCAGCCGAUCCGUCUCGAACCGCUCGACUUCGUUAUCACGAGAAAAUAGCCCAGCUCCGUUGACGAAAAAGCCUAGAGAGAACGCAAUCGGCGUCGCUAUCGCAGAACCUCCGACCGCUCCGCGUGCGGUGACAGAAGUCAGGCCAUCUGUCGAUUCAUCUCCUGGUAAAGAAGAUUUUCCAAGCAAUUGGCCAUUGGCGGCAGAUGUACAAAAUGAGCCGUCAACUGCGGCUACCCGAUCGCAUCAAGACUCUGCGAAAACCGACUUGCGCCUAUCAAGGGUACCGAUGCUCACAGACGCAUUUGAUCGAGUCAUAAUCCAGGACAUGCCCGGUGACAAAACGCACGAAGCAGAAGACGUGGCAUUUAUUAACGAAGCCAUGCCGCUUGGCGAACACCGCUAUUUUGUGCCCGCUGAUGAGCAGCAGGCCAGUACUCCAGAUCCUUUGAGGCCGGAUGAUGAUGAAUCGCUGUGGCACACGACUCCCGUGCGGCCGCCUUCACGUACUCGCACGAACAGUGGCCACAGCGCUCGAAGUAACGUUUCGAACGCUCAGCGCAUGAGAAGCGGAGAACAGAGCGAUCUUUCCGAUAGUGCGGCGAAUGGAACUCAGCAUAGCAGCAGGACAGCCAGUUUGGCAAGUGCUGCCAUCUCGCCUCCACAGCCUUCGCCACGACCUGUUUCCACUGUGGUGGAGGAUGAGGCGGAAGAUGAGGCGGACGACGAUUCUGACGGGGCACCAUCCUCGCCGAUUGAGAUUGUCGACGUACAGAGUGUCAGCUACCUUCAUGUGAGCCCGUCCAAAGGAAAUCACAAGCUCCGACCUCCGUCCGUCGAGCCUGUCAUCUCAGCUCAGCGUUCAUUAUCGGAUCCCGCCGUCUCGCCACAAGUGGCACGGCUUGAGCCCCCCGCCUUUCUAGAGAAACUGGAAAUCGCCACUUCCAACACAGAGGGGCCUGCAUUGGUCAAACGAGCUUCUGUGGCAUCGAUCGAGGCGUUUUCGCGAGGCGAUGUCCGCAGCGUGGACGUGUCAAAGCUUUCUCGACGCAGUAGCACUAGCUCGCCAUUAGCUUCUCCUCCUGAAACUCCGAUUGUUGCAAGGUCUCCGCCAGAUCAGCUUGGUGGUCGCACGUAUUUUACAUCACAGGCCGCGGGAAAUGCUGAACCGGAAUUGCCAUCGCUACCGAUGCAAGAUGUGACUGGGCUCUUGCCAUUGUCAAGAUCAAGCAGCAGAGAAGUGACGCACGGAAACAUGUUCAAUGCCGCGCCUGUCCGAGAUGAGGAAUCAUCGCCGACAACACCACAGCACACGCCUGGCCCGCUCAAUGCCGUCAUGACAAAGCGGCAAGGGAAGGGUAUAAUCUCAGAUGAGAAUCUGCGUCCGACAGCAAUACAGACAUACGUCCCAAAGCACUCUUCUUCGGUAGAGGACAGCUUCGACCGGCAUGUAUCGGAGGUUCUGGAGCGGCUUCCAUCUGGUAUCAAGUUCAAACCACGUCCCGGUGCCGAGACGCCGGUGUCUCGGUCCAACGAAACGCGAAUGUACCCUGCAUCACGACAAAAGGGUGCUCGAACGCCCUCGCGCGCAAGCAACAUGACGAUUGUACCCGCAGAGCAGUCGCCGAAGAAACCCAGCUCCGCGACAGAACCGGUCGUUAAGCUCUACCAUCUGACACAAGCUGGCCGGGAAGAGCCCAUCAAGCUCUACGUGCGACUUGUAGGGGAGAAUGAGCGAGUCAUGGUCCGUGUUGGUGGCGGCUGGGCCGAUCUCGCAGAGUAUCUGCGCCAAUACGCUGAGCAUCACGGUAGCCGGACUGUCUCCGAUGGCAAUGCUAUUGAAGUGCUGCAGACUGUAAAUGGCGCUUCUGGCCAACGUAAACUUAGUGGGUCUACAGCCAGGAGCCCGUACAGUCCCAGCCCUGUUUCCACUCCCAAUCGACCCACCAGCAAAGAUGGUCCGCAAAGUCGACUUAAUGCCACUGGCACGGGAGGCGACUGGUCAUCGGACGAGACCCGAGUGGAUGAGACAGCUGCGACAGCUGCGACCUCCACUCCAGCUACCAUGCACAUCACGCCGCAUCGCAAUGCCAUGACACCCACCUUCAUCACCCCUCGUGGCUCCCGUCCUUCCACUGCCGACGCCCAACACACCGCCCUCACCGCAGCCACCCGGCCUUCCAGCCGCCUCAGCAACAACGACAGUCCGAACGUCCCAUACGGCAGCGGUCGCAAAACAGAAAUCUCCUCGGAGCACAAGGCUAAAUGGGUCGAAGGCAUGCUCGAGCGUGCCAAACGUGCCGGCGGCGGCGGUGGUGGCGGCAGUGUGGCGAUCGAGAAAUCAUCAAUGUCGCAAGACGAUGACGCGCAGGCUGCCGCUACGUCCGCUGGUCGUGACCGUGAGCGCUAUUUUGGCGAGUUGGGCAAGGCAGGUACCACACGUCGAGUCAUCUUCCGCUCGGCAUCGGCGAGCAGUGGCUCAGUGCCUCCAGCGACGGCAGCGGCUGCUACUGCUGCUGCUGUUGCUGCUGCAAAUGGAGCGGGCAACAAGGCGAAGUGAUCGCUCGAUUAGUCACUGGCCGUUCUUUGUUUUCUUUUUUCGUUCUCAUUCCUUGCUGGGAGAGGCUCCCACCUCUGUCCUUUCAGGCACCAUACGUGUCGUUGUUUUGUUUCAUUUUCUCGUUUUUGACAUUGGCUCUUGCACUGGACUCUACACGCAUGCGAAGCGCUCUGCUCUUGUGUAAGAUGAUGGUGGUGGUUGGUUUCUAGACUUUGGCGCAUUGGAGUACCUUGUACAAUGGCAAAAUCAAGGAGGUCGAUUAUUUUGGAGGCGCUUCCAACGCCCUCUUGUGUUGUUUUGUAUGAUCAGAGAUCGGAUGGACAGGAAAUUGUGGGACUCACUGCUAGGGAAAUGCACAAGCUGAAUGAGUGAACCAAUGCCAUUCUCUAUUUCACGUGUGUCC